Messenger RNA from Monopterus albus (swamp eel), 720 nucleotides. Its product is annotated as C1GALT1-specific chaperone 1-like. Gene Ontology annotation, molecular function: N-acetylgalactosaminide beta-1,3-galactosyltransferase activity. The transcript has a single exon. The annotation marks the transcript as partial. Lineage: Eukaryota; Metazoa; Chordata; Actinopteri; Synbranchiformes; Synbranchidae. The record is from RefSeq and is a predicted model, not a curated record.
AAUCAAGUCCGGGUCUAUUGCAUAAUCAUGGUCCAGCCCAAGAUCCUUGUUUACUGGGCUGCGGCUAUACACACCUGGAGCAAACACUGUGAUAAGGCUGUGUUUUACACCUCAGAGGCUUCAAAAGCACUUGAGGCAGUAGAUCUGAAUGAAAAAGAUGACUGGGCAAGGUUACGUAAAGCUUUGACACAUGCGUAUGAGAAUGCCGGAGACCUGCGCUGGUUCUUUGUGGCACAACCCACUACAUUUGCCAUUAUUGAGAACCUCAAAUACCUGCUGCUCACAAAGGAUCCCAAUGAACCCUUUUACUUGGGGAAUGCUGCAAAGUCAGGGGAGCUUGAUUAUGUGGUGUAUGAUAGUGGCAUUGUCCUUAGCUACGAAGCUCUGAAAAGGCUGGUAAACGUGUUCAAGGAUGAAGACAAAUGUCCAGAAAGAGGAGGCAGCCUGUGGAAUGUGGGUGAGGAAAAGCAGCUUGCUAUGUGUCUAAAAUACACAGGUGUGUUUGCAGAGAACGGAGAAGAUAUCCAUGGAAAGGGCCUGUUCAACAGUAAGAGUGUCGAAAGCCUGAUAUCGGACAGCAUGCAGGCCAACCCCACAAAUGUGGUGGAGGGCUGUUGCUCUGAUAUGGCAGUCACAUUCAACGGGAUGUCACCAGAUCAGAUGCAGGUUAUGAUGUUUGGAGUUUACAGACUCCGUCCUUAUGGACACGAUUUUCAUGAC